CCAUGUACACGUGUAAGUUAAAAUUGAAUGUCAUGAGAGCAAAAUGUGUAUGAUUUAAAUGAAACUUGGAUUACAUAUUAGGGAAUCAGUUAAUGAAUUAUAUUCAUGAAAUCAUCAGUAACACGAGCCGUUAGAAUGCGUGUGUCAACAUUUGGGUACCUGCUGGGUACAUCAGUGCUGUGUGGCCUCAUGUACAUGCUGUAUAAAAACCAGACUCGGCAAAUCACAGCGUCCGAUGUCUACAUGCAGGCUCCGCCUACCGGGUCACAUGAUCAACAUAUGGUUGCGGCGUUUGAGCAGAAACGACAGUUUGCUGUACAUGAGCAGGAGUUCCAGCCAAUGGUUAUACCUUUCUCCCGGAACGAGUCAUUUGAUUAUAAAUCAGCCAUGCAGAAACUGAAUGAUGCGAAAGUAAAUGCAGAUGAUCCAAGGCUUAUCAAACUGAUCCGGGAUUACUACAUUGAUCCACCAUCGACGGAGAAAUAUAACCUGGAUAUUCCAAACAGGCUUGAAUACUCAAAUGGCCAGACGCCCUUUGUGGAUAGUAGGCUUAACUAUAUGGAGGGUGGAUUCUACAUUGAGUGUGGUGCGCUGAACGGAGAGAAAGGUUCAAACACGCUUUUCUUCGAGAAGGUUCGGAAGUGGAACGGCUUAUUGGUGGAGGCUGACCCUUCCAACUACGCCCUUCUCAAGGCGAAGCACCGGAAGGCAUUCACCAUGAAUGCCUGUCUUAACACAGAACCCCACCCUUCUGUGAUGACUUUCAACAAGGCCUUCAAUCGAGGCCGCAUAGUGCACGGGAAGGAAAGCCAAGACUGGAUAAAGAAACAGAACAUCAAGAAGGAUGAAGUCUCCAUACAGUGUUUCCCGUUGUAUUCCAUACUUCUCGCGCUCAAUCAGCUCACUGUUGAUUUCUUCAGUCUUGACGUCGAGGGUGACGAAUUGCGGGUUCUUCAGACCAUUCCGUAUGAUAAAGUUGACAUUAAAAUGAUGACAGUAGAGUAUAUUCAUGAGACCGGAAAAGGGACAGAUUUGAAGUCUUUCGUUGAGAGUAAAGGCUACGAGUCCAUGCUGCAAGUGAUGAGGUGGGAUGGAGGUGUGAAUGAUAUUAUAUUUCGAAAAAAAGGUCUCAAUCAUUGAAGGCAAUACUUGCCUGUUAAGAUGUCUUACUCAUUAGGAAAUCCCACUAGGAAAUCCCACUCAUUAGAAAUCUCAUAUUAAAAUACUCACUGCUCUUGUGAGGUAGAGUUUUAUAAUUUAUUUUGCUUAAUUAAUUCUAGUUUUCUGAUACUUUUUUUUCAUCCAUAUUUUAAUGAAAUUCUUGGCCAUAGUGUUUUUAAGAGUAUGCAAAAAAAAUUAUAACAUCGUUGGGUUGCACAUUUUAGCUUGCCUAUUGAUCAAAGGAAAGACGUUAAGGUAUUGUAAUUACCAUGGUCAUGCAAACCUUUUAUCAUUCAAAAUACGUUCAAAUCUGAGCAUUGGAAUUUGCUUCAUAGCGCUCCUGUUUCAUACAAAAUCAUACAAACAUUUAAAGAUAUUCAACAGUUUUGUUUUAUACCUAUGCCAGCAUUUGGCAGUUUUUAUUGCCUUCUUAAAGGUGAUCUUUUCUUUGCAAUCAUAUUAUUGUAAUUAAAUUACAACAGUCAUUAUACUCUUGAAUUCCACAUUGCAAAGUGUUCAUACCUGGUCUUAAUCUCAUGGUUAUUUUCUCACUAUCCGUAUCAUACACAUUGUUCACAGAACAUGUUCUAUUGUGAUGUACAGGGCUUCUGUUAAAGGAAGUUUGAAAGUAUAUUUCUCUUUAAAAAUAGGUUUAAACUUCUGAAAUUGAUUCAUUGGAAGUACAAUUUUUUUAUGAUUUUGAAUAAAACUUUGAAAGUUGAAAGCUUCGAAGUUCAAAAUAUUGAAACCUGGUGUGAAUAUUACUUUUAUGGUAACAAUUUCAAUCGGUCUUCAAGUGAAAUUAAUUGUUAUAAUAUAAAUCUGUGAAUUUGGCAAGUUAAAAUUGUAAAUUAUUUGAUUUUUUAUGUUCUAGUUGAAAAAUAGAGUGACUUGAACUUCCCCAUUUCAGUGAAAAAUGUCCAAUAUUGAUGGACAGGAAGUGCAUACUUCCAGUUUCAAAUUCUUAAUGGAAGCCCUGGUGAUGUAUUUAAGGUUCAUGAAUAUAAUAUGAAUUUUUUUGUUAUCCACACGUUUUACUAUUGGUUGUUGUGUUCUAAGAGUCUACACGUGAUAAAAAUGUCUUGGAAUAGCUGGUAUGGACACAAACGUAGAUUUUAAAGAAAUAUGCCAAGGCAAUAAACACAAUAUUUAUUAACAUUAUAUUAUAUAUACAUGUAUGGCAUUAUAUUUAAUGUGUUUUGUUUCAUAUUUGUCCUUUUGUUUGCCUUUGUUGGCCAUUAAAUUGUUCUCAUUAAGCCAAAAAACAAGAUUAUAUAAUUUUUAACAGAUACAUUGUAUGUUUAUAUGGCUACAGUAUUAAGAUUUAUUUCCAUUAUUGACACCUACGUUCUACUGUACAUUUUAAAGCAUUUGGCCGAUUGUUCAGAACUUUGUUUAAGUUAACGACGUGAUUAACGACAUUGUCAAAAGGUCAUAUAUAUAUCAAAUUGGACAAUUUUCAGGAUUUAUUCUCUUCAAUACUUUCUAUUCUUGCGCCUGUUUAUAUGUGACAAGGAGUACAUGUAUUUUGAUUGAACAAAAACACCUGAGUGUCUAUCUGUACAAACUACAAUUUAUGUAUAAAUUAUUACAGCAUUAUUUUAUGUAUUGUACUUGGAGAUUUUAUUAAAAUGUUUAGAGGGUUUUUUGUAAAUAAAUACGUGGUUUGUAUACAUGUAACUGAAAUAACUAUCAAAACUAUUUGUCAUGCAAGAGCACUUUAUGAUUGCAUUUAUGUCAACUGGAUGUAAUAAUAAUGAAUAUGGAUUAAAAUGUGUCUAUUUUUGGCAACAAAAAGUGUUAUCUGAACACGGGGCAGUUUCAUAUCCAGUUCAUAGAAAUCUCUAAUUGUCAAAAGAUUUCUAUCUUUAAAUUUCAGUGUGUUUUUUCUCUUAAGGGAAUGGUGGCGGAGCCUUUUGACAGGGGAAAAAUAGGGUCAUGUUGAUAAAAGGGGAAAAAUACUCACAUGAUUAAUAAAAUGUUAAGCUUGUUUUCAAACCUGUUGACAAACUUAUGAAUAACACUAUAUUGUUACCUUUGCUUUCUUUUCUGCAAAAAAGAAAAAAAAGUUUGUAACCUAGCUCGAGGAAAAAAUAUACUUUUCCAGAAGGGGAAUGGGGCCUAAUUUCAGUCCCAACUAGCGCCAAAAAACACUGACUUUUGAAACUUAAGAUGAAUUAUUUUUUGUUUUAUUGUUAUCUUUUGUAUAACAUUUGUAAAUGUGAACAAUUUAAGGCAUGAGUUUAGUCUAACUAAUCAGUCUUAAUACAAUGUAGACUGUAUUUCCAAAAAUAAUUAUUCGCAGUGAUUGUAAUUUUUUGGUAAAAAACUUCUAUUGAAUAACAAAAAAAUGUCUUGAAAGUUUUGUAUUGUAUAUUCAUUAUUGUGUUGAUUAUAAUCAGUAUUCAAUUUAGUACAUGAAAUCUUUUGGUGCUAAGAUGAUAUCCUUGGAAUUCUAUAUUGUAAUUUUGCCAUUAUUCAUUUUUUUCACAUUUUGUUAGGUUUAAAAUUGACAACAAAAUUUAAUAAUCGACAAAUGUUAAGGUCAUUAAAUGAUUCCAGUAUUUCACUGGCUGUUAAAUUUUGGACAUGACAGAUUUACGAAAAAUUGUGAAUAUUAAACCCUGAAGAAAUUCAAGCAAUUUACAGUGUGAUAUAUUUGUAAUUAUCUGAAUGCACAGUUAAUUAAAUUUCAUUUAUUACAUACCUGUUCACUUUCUUUUUAAAAGAAUUGUAUGAUUUAAAUAUAAGAUAUGGAAACAGGAAUAAUAAUUGUUUUCAACACUGUGUUUUCUGAUUCCGUAUCACACAGUAGCCGAGUUCACAUGUGCCAAUCAACUUUGUCAAUACUACGUAAAAGAAAUAAGCCACUUUUUAAAACAUGAACAUAAUAUUGCCUAUCUAUUUUACUUAUAACAUAUCUGAUUGUGCUUUUUUAACUUAUCUCUAUCUAAGCAGUUUUGUAUUUUUAUAUAUUAUUAUUGUUCUUUCCAGUUUGUUUUUUCCUUUUCAAUUUGUCACUUGAUAUUGAUAAAUUUCUUUCCGAUAUGAAUGAUGAUUUUGUCAAGCUUUAUAUCUCGAGAUUAUAAUUUAUGUUUACAAUCAAUUUCUUAAUAUUUACAAUUCUUAUAGUUUGAGUUAUGAUCUUGGGUCAGUUUCAAUAAAGAUUUAAUUAGAUCUAAGUUGUGAAUUUAAAUUGUCUUAGUGUCAUAGUGUCGUUAUUUUGCUCUAUAUCCGGCAAAUUGAGCUUUAACCAGUAUUAGAAAUAAACACAAGGUUGGGAAAAUAACAAAAAUAAACAUGCUAGAAUUUGUGCCAUUCAUACAGACUAAGAUUGUUAAAUGGAACAGGGCCCCCUGCAUUGUUAUUUCCAAGUUUCAGAUAUUCAUUUUGUGAUUGUAUUGAUUAUAUAAUUUAUAAAUAAAUUGUGUUCAAAUAUCAUCUGUUAAUUAAAAGACCGUAAUAUUUGUAUCAGUAAUUAAACUCCAAAAUGGAAUCUCUUUUGUUUCAAUAUGUAUUUCUUUUUCACAUGCUCAUGCUGUCAUGUUAUAUCAACUGAGUUGUUUGAAAAUAAACUUGUAAACUUGUAAUAUUUAAAGAUGUUUAUGUCUGUUUAAAUUCAGGUUCAGUUCUACGCUCAGAAAAAUUUCAUGUACAUAUUUAGUUUUUAUCUGUUGAUGUUGUUAAUAUGGAAGUAAAGUGCUUGUUUCUUUUA
Mya arenaria is the source of this 4876-nucleotide messenger RNA. RefSeq lists its product as uncharacterized. NCBI's taxonomy places the organism in Eukaryota, Metazoa, Mollusca, Bivalvia, Myida, Myidae. The record is from RefSeq and is a predicted model, not a curated record. The transcript has 4 exons. Bases 106 to 1140 code for a protein of 344 amino acids.